AUGGCAGUGUAUAUCAAGUAUAAAAGUUGUAAGGAUUAUGAUUCAAUACCAAUUCUUGAUCAUUUUAUUUCUGUUGGGAAUUUGAAAUCAAAAAUAUUUGAAUCCAAGCGUUAUGGUUGGGGUAAAGAUUUCGACCUUCUUCUCACCAACGUACAAACUAACGAAGAUUAUGUUGAUCAUGCCACCUUGAUUCCUGCAAGUACAAGUGUUUUGAUUCGUCGGCUUCCUGGAUUACCUUGCUGCCCCAUACUAAUUAAAGAGGAUCCCAAGCAAGUGGUGUGUAAACAGGAGGAGGUUCAUUCAGUUAAAAAAGAGUCCAAAUAUUCUCAAGACGAUGAUUUUGGCGAUGAUGUGUAUGCAAUUCCAAAAGUAGUAAUGCCAAGUCAAUUAGGCAAUCCAGUGCCCACUAGUACUAGUAGUAUAAUCAAGAAUUCAAUUGUCAACAUAUCACUUGAGUAUAAUAAUAACACAAGAUCAGCUGGCUUUAGUGUUGGACAAGGUGGAAUGGAACGGAAAAAACCACCACCGGGGUAUGUGUGUCAUCGAUGCAAGGUGCCUGGGCAUUUCAUUCAGCAUUGCCCUACAAAUGGUGACCCCAAUUAUGACAUCAAGAAAGUAAAUGCAAGUGUUGCUGUUUUGAUGGCAGCUUUUACUAAGGAGGUUGAAGGAUCUUCUUCUUCAUCGUCUUCUAAGCGUUCCUAUAGAGAUAUACCAGCAGAGCUUCACUGCCUAUUGUGUAAAGGAUUAAUGAAAGAUGCAAAUAUACUUGUUGAUGCUCUCUUGCCUAAUUUGACUCUAAGAGCCACAGUAAACAGAAUCUUACAGUCUUGUAGGACACGGGUAGAAGAGUUUCCACGAGCUGUUGAAGAAGUAAAUAUGAAGAAACCAAGUGAAUGA
Molecule: messenger RNA, 897 nt
Organism: Solanum tuberosum (potato)
Lineage: Eukaryota; Viridiplantae; Streptophyta; Magnoliopsida; Solanales; Solanaceae
Exons: 2
Coding region: 1-897 (298 amino acids)
Biological process (GO): protein ubiquitination; ubiquitin-dependent protein catabolic process; mRNA processing
Cellular component (GO): nucleus
Molecular function (GO): nucleic acid binding; ubiquitin protein ligase activity; zinc ion binding
Source: RefSeq, a predicted model, not a curated record